Molecule: messenger RNA, 324 nt
Organism: Caenorhabditis angaria
Lineage: Eukaryota; Metazoa; Nematoda; Chromadorea; Rhabditida; Rhabditidae
Source: the annotation of a GenBank genome assembly
AUGAAAAAGAGUUCAAACACUUCAAGGAACACUAAAAAUCUCCAACAACAAUUAUUUCGAGCUUUGAUAAUACAAACAUUCAUUCCACUUAUUCCAAUGUACAUUCCAAUUUCGAUUUUAUUCACAUUUCCGAUGAUUGGAUAUGAUAUUGGACAAAUUGGAUUAAUUGUACCAUUUACAAUUGCACUCUACCCAGCUAUCGACCCUUUACCUAAUAUGUUGAUUAUCAAAAAUUAUCGCACUGCAGUAAUUCAAAUUUUUCGCAAGUGUUUUCUUUGGGCUUCUUCUUGUAAGGUUGAUGUGACUUUGAACACUAUUACAUAA